UCAGAAUGCUCUCCACGGUACAUCUGUGGAAGAUUUCAAGUGCUUCAGGUGACAAACCAAAUCUCCUCAACCUGCUGAUGAGGUUAGAAACGACAGAAGAAGAUUAUGUACAAGAAUCUCAAAUGCACACCACAUCUGUUUUGCUGCCUCUUUUUAAGGAGUGACCAGAUAUUUUCUUAGUAACAACAAUAUAUCUAUUGUCCACCCUAGAAGAUGAAGAUAUGUCUCAUCCCAGCUGGAAACGUACUUUGUGUCUGAAAUGAACUUUUCUGUUGUAACUCUGUGUAACCCACUGGAACCAGGGUGUUCCAGCAUUUAUUCACUGGAGAUCAGUUUUCAACUGCAUUGGUUAUACAAGGGAUUCAAAACGCCUGACAUCUGACUUUCUAAAUUGCCAGAGAAUCGGUCGCAGUGAGAUAUCAUUCUCCUUCUCUCAGUGUGGGAAGGGAUUUACUCACAGCUUACCUGCAGCCACAGAGUGAAUUCACAGUAGGAAAAAGACCAUUCACCUGCUCUGCAUGUGGGAGGGGAUCUACUCAAUCAUCCAGUCUAAAGAUACAUCAGCAAUUUACACCAUAGUGAAAUGCUCCACGUGUUCUGACUGUGGGAAGCAAUUCACUGUACAAUCAAUGCUAAAGAUAUUUCAGAAAGUUCACCAGUGAGAGAAUAUUGACCUGCUCAGACUGUGGGAAGAGAUUCAGGCACUCAUCCCAUCGUGGACACAUCACUGAGUUCACCGGGGAGAGAGAUUACUCAACUGUUCUGUAUGUGGGAAGAGCUUCACUCAGUCCUCUGAAUACCUGACACACGACUGAGUUCAUACUCAUUAGAAGCUUUACAUCUGCUCUGAAUGUGGGAAAAAUUUCACUCAGUCAUCUCAGCUGUUGACCCAGCAAUUAGUUCACACUGAGGAGAGGCCAUUCACCUACUCAGACUGUGGGAAGGGAUACACUCAGUCAUUUCAGCUACUGGUGUACCAGUGGGUUCACACAUGAGUUCACCUUUUUCUGUGUGUGGAAAGGGAUUCAUUUAGUCAUCUGUACAACUGACACACCAGUCAGUUCACACUGGGGAGAUGCCGUUCACCUGCUCAGACUGUGGGAAGGCAUUCAGACACUCAUCCACGCUACAAAGACACUAGUUAUUUUUGACUGGAGAGAGGCUAUUCACUUGUUCUGUGUGUGGAAAGGGAGUCUCUCAGUCGUCUGAACUACUGGCACAUCGGUUCAUUCACACUGGGGAGAUGCCGUUCACCUGCUCAGGCUGUGGGAAGGUAUUCACUCGAUCGUCUCAGCUGAAGGAACAUCAGCGAGUUCACACUGGAGAGAAACCAUUCUCCUGCUUAGACUGUGGGAAGGAAUUCACUUGGUCAUCUGACUUGAAAAUACAUCAGCGAGUUCACACUGGGGAGAGGCCGUUCACCUGCUCAGACUGUGGGAAGGGAUUCACUCGAUCAUCUCAACUGAAGGAACAUCAGCGAAUUCACACUGGGGAGAGGCCGUUCACCUGCUCAGACUGUGGGAAGGGGUUCUCUCGGUCGUCUCACCUACUGAUACAUCAGGUAGUUCACACUGGAGAGAGGCCAUUCACCUGCUCUGAAUGUGGGAAGGGAUUCACUCAAUUGUCCCACCUGCAUACACAUCAGCGAGUUCACACUGGGGAGAGGCCAUUCACCUGUUCCGUGUGUGGGAAGGGAUUCACUCAGUUAUGUCACCUACAAGCACACCAGUCAGUUCACAGUGGGGAGAAACCAUUCACCUGCUUUGAAUGUGGGAAGGGAUUCACUCAGUCAUCCCACCUACAGAGACACCAGCAAAUUCACAGUGGGGAGAGACCAUUCACCUGUUCUUUCUGUGGGAAGAGAUUCACUCAGUUACGUCACCUACAGGCACACCAGUCAGUUCACACUGGGGAGAAACCAUUCACCUGUUCAGAUUGUGGGAAGGAAUUCACUCAGUCAUCCCACCUGCAGGCACACCAGUCACUUCACACUGUGGAGAAACUGUUCACCUGCUCAGACUGCGGGAAGGGAUUCACUCAGUCAUCCCACCUCCUGACACACCAGCGAAUUCACACUGGGGAGAGGCCAUUCACCUGUUGUGUGUGUGGGAAGAGAUUCACUCAGUUGUGCAAUCUGCAGGCACACCAGUCAGUUCACAAUGGGGAGAAGCCAUUCACCUGCUGUGAAUGUGGAAAGGGAUUCACUCAUCUAUGUAACCUGCAGGCACACCAGUCAGUUCAUACGGGGAGGAAACCAUUCACAUGCUCAGACUGUGGGAAGGGAUUCACUCGGUCGUCCCAACUGCUGACACACCAACGAGUUCACACUGGGGAGAGGCCAUUCACCUGUUCUGUGUGUGGGAAGGGAUUCUCUCAGUUAUGCAACCUGCAGGUACACCAGUCAGUUCACAUUGGGGAGAGGCCAUACAGCUGUUCUGUGUGUGGGAAAGGAUUCACUCAGUUAUGCAGCUUACAGGCGCAUCAGUCAUUUCACACUGGGGAAAGGCCAUUUACGUGUUCUGAAUGUGGGAAGGGAUUCACUCGAUCAUCCACCCUUAUGUCACAUUACCGAGUACACACUGGGGAGAAACUAUUCACCUGCUCUAAAUGUAGUAAGGGAUUCUCUAGGUUAUCCAACCUGCAGAGACACAACCGAAUUCACACUGGGGAGAGGCCAUUCACCUGCUCUGAAUGUGGGAAGGGAUUCACUCAGUUAUCCAGCCUACAGACUCACCAGCGAGUUCACACUGGGGAGAGGCCAUUCACCUGCUCAGACUGUGGGAAGGGAUUCCCCAGGUUAUGCAACCUACAGGCACACCAGUCAGUUCACACUGGGGAGAGGCCAUUCACCUGCUCUGAAUGUGGGAAGGGAUUCACUCAGAAAUCUAACCUGCAGACACACCAGCGAGUUCACACUGGUAAGAGGCCAUCUACCUGUUACGAGUGUGGGAAGGGAUUCACUCAGUUAUCCCACUUGCAGAGACACCAGUGUGUUCACACUGGGGAGAGGCUGUUCACCUGUUCCAUGUGUGAGAAGGGAUUCACUAAGUUAUGCAACCUACAGAGACACCAGCGAGUUCACACUGGGGUGAAACCAUUUGCCUGCUCAAACUUUGGGAAGGCAUUCACAGAUUCAUCGACACUAGAGAUACACCAGCAAGUUCACACUGGGGUGAAACCAUUCACCUGUUCUGAAUGUGGGAAGAGAUUCACACAGUUAUCCAGCCUUGUGGCGCACUGCCGAGUUCAUGCCGGGGAAAAGAUUACAUCAUGGAUAUUUAACCAUCAGAGUUGGUGAAUGAGAGGCAAGUCCAAAAGUGGCUGUUGUUGUCAAACUUUGCAAUUACUGCCGCUGCUCAUCAUACCCAGUGCUGCACCGUGGUCACCAGGCAGGAGAGCAGUUUUUUCAACUGAUGCUCACCUUUUAUGGGACUGGACUUUAGUAUUCUGGAUCUGUGAGAAAUAAAUCAGUUCUAUUUUGAACUCUGUCUGAGGUACCUACUGAAUUUACAACACAUCCAGUACGCAGUAGGUAGUCAACUUAGCACAGCUGAUCCCUGUCAGUGUUUCUAUUCCACAACAGUCCUUUUAAAUCUAUUCCUGCGUUCACCCCUCAGUCUGCCUGUGGUGAUGGGUUGCAAAUGGUCACCACUCUGUAGGUGAAGAGGUAUUCCCUUGAAUUUCCUACAUGACUUUCUGCAAACUGAAGAAGACAAGCUGACUUCAGUUAUGUCUGACAUGUUCUUUGUCUCUCAAAUCUCUCGACCAAUGAUGAAUGACAUUGGAAGUUAACCUCCUUAUUUCCUGUUCGUGUCAAAGUUAUGGGUCACUUUCACUGCUUCUGGAAGAUUGCAUAUCACAGGCUGGGCUGUUAAAAUACAUCACUGUCCUACCAAGUCUGAAAGCAGAAUUGUGGACUACUAGUUGGAUGUUCAAUGGAGCAGGUCGGAAACCAGAAAUGGGUCAGCACAGGGCAGAUGUUAAGGCUCUGGGCAGUGGUAGGGGUAAGAGCACAUCAGGAGCAGGGAGACAGUGUGGCGGGGGGGGGUGGACUGUGGCAAUGAUUGAUGGAGUAGCAACUUUUGGAAUCUGAUUGACAGGAGUAAAGAAGUGACUGCUAACAUGCUCUGCCUGUGGAAAUUGAGUGUAUUACUUGUGGGCUCUUGUGCUAAACUGGCUGUUGUCUGGAUUGUUGCCAUUCGACAAAGGGGAGGCACUGCUUGCAAACACUUCUACUGGCACUGUUCUUAUUCAUAAGUCUACGAGCAUCACAAUGUACUAUCACUGUGAAUUGAGUACACAGGUGUCUGGACUAGAUUCUGGAUUAGUUCCUGAGGAUUGGAGGGUGGCUAAUGUAACCCCACUUUUUAAAAAAGGAGGGAGAGAGAAACCGGGGAAUUAUAGACCGGUUAGCCUAACGUCGGUGGUGGGGAAACUGCUGGAGUCAGUUAUCAAGGAUGUGAUAACAGCACAUUUGGAAAGCGGUGAAAUGAUCGGACAAAGUCAGCAUGGAUUUGUGAAAGGAAAAUCAUGUCUGACGAAUCUCAUAGAAUUUUUUGAGGAUGUAACUAGUAGAGUGGAUAGGGGAGAACCAGUGGAUGUGGUAUAUUUGGAUUUUCAAAAGGCUUUUGACAAGGUCCCACACAGGAGAUUAGUGUGGAAACUUAAAGCACACGGUAUUGGGGGUAAGGUAUUGGUGUGGGUGGAGAAUUGGUUAGCAGACGGGAAGCAAAGAGUGGGAAUAAACGGGACCUUUUCAGAAUGGCAGGCGGUGACUAGUGGGGUACCGCAAGGCUCAGUGCUGGGACCCCAGUUGUUUACAAUAUAUAUUAAUGACUUGGAUGAUGGAAUUAAAUGCAGCAUCUCCAAGUUUGCGGAUGACACGAAGCUGGGUGGCAGUGUUAGCUGUGAGGAGGAUGCAGGGUGACUUGGAUAGGUUGGGUGAGUGGGCAAAUUCAUGGCAGAUGCAAUUUAAUGUGGAUAAAUGUGAAGUUAUCCACUUUGGUGGCAAAAAUAGGAAAACAGAUUAUUAUCUGAAUGGUGGCCGAUUAGGAAAAGGGGAGGUGCAACGAGACCUGGGUGUCAUUAUACACCAGUUAUUGAAAGUGGGCAUGCAGGUACAGCAGGCGGUGAAAAAGGCGAAUGGUAUGCUGGCAUUUAUAGCGAGAGGAUUCGAGUACAGGAGCAGGGAGGUACUACUGCAGUUGUACAAGGCCUUGGUGAGACCACACCUGGAGUAUUGUGUGCAGUUUUGGUCCCCUAAUCUGAGGAAAGACAUCUUUGCCAUAGAGGGAGUACAAAGAAGGUUCACCAGAUUGAUUCCUGGGAUGGCAGGACUUUCAUAUGAAGGAAGACUGGAUGAAUUGGGCUUGUACUCGUUGGAAUUUAGAAGAUUGAGGGGGGAUCUGAUUGAAACGUAUAAGAUCCUAAAGGGAUUGGACAGGCUAGAUGCAGGAAGAUUGUUCCCGAUGUUGGAGAAGUCCAGAACGAGGGGCCACAGUUUGAGGAUAGAGGGGAAGCCUUUUAGGACCGAGAUUAGGAAAAACUUCUUCACACAGAGAGUGGUGAAUCUGUGGAAUUCUCUGCCACAGGAAACUGUUGAGGCCAGUUCAUUGGCUAUAUUUAAGAGGGAUUUAGAUAUGGCCCUUGUGGCUACG
This is a messenger RNA of Mobula hypostoma (lesser devil ray), 5657 nucleotides long. RefSeq names its product oocyte zinc finger protein XlCOF6-like. Lineage: Eukaryota; Metazoa; Chordata; Chondrichthyes; Myliobatiformes; Myliobatidae. The transcript has 2 exons. The record is from RefSeq and is a predicted model, not a curated record. The coding region runs from base 1244 to 3298 and encodes 684 amino acids.